GCCCGGCUGCCUCUCGUCCCCCGCUGCGAGGGUCCUCUCCCCCCGCUCUGGGCCCAGCCGGCAUGCCUGGGUCGAAGGAGAAGAAACGGGCCAAGAAGAUGCGGAACCAGCCGGCCAGCGUCACGCUUUCCGCAGAGCCGGGGCCGUUCUUCGGCGGUGGGAGCAGAGCCUGCCCGACGCCAGGAGAUGUUCGUGCCGAGCAGCACAAGUUUCCCAGUCAGUCAUCUGGGCCUUUGUACAGAAAAGAUCAGUAUUUUCCAAGAGGGCAAAACAGAGGAGAGAGAGGCAGAGGAAGAGGAGGAUGGCAUGGAGGAAGCCAAAGUGCUGCUGAGGAGAUGCCAAAGUACAUAACAGUGUCUGCCUUUGCUCAAGCUCGAGCUGCUGAGAUCAAAGCCAUGCUGAAGGCAGUGACCCAGAAGUCUUCCAACUCUCUGGUUUUCCAGACCCUCCCCAGGCACAUGCGGAGGCGAGCCAUGAGCCACAACAUCAGGCGCCUGCCCAGGCGGCUGCGGGAGAUGGCCAGGAAGGAGGCAGAGAAGGCUGUGCACCAGAAGAAGGAGCAGUCCAGGAGCAAGUGCCGCAGGGCCCGGCGGCGCCACGUCCAGCUGGUGGCAGAGUUCAAUCGGAGGCAGAGGAAGAACAUUUGGCUGGAAACACACAUCUGGCAUGCCAAGAGGUUCCAUAUGGUGAAGAAAUGGGGGUACUGCCUGGGAAACAGCCCCACGGAGAAGUGCUACAGGGCUUGCUACAGAGCCAUGACGAAGCACUGCCUCCUCCAGGACUUAUCCUAUUACUGCUGUCUGGAGCUGACUGGUAAAGAGAAUGAGCUUCUGAAGCAGCUGAGUCGCAUCUGCAGCGCGGACACAGGGUUAACAUUUGAAGAGCCUUGCUGUCUGUCUGGAAGAUUUGAGGGUUCCCUGGAUCUCUACCGAGCAGAUUGCUACCCUGAGGCUAUGCUUGGUCCUGUUACAUUCAUUUGGAAGCCCAGGGAUGGGUCUGCCAACAGGCAGCUCUGGAUCUGGCUGCAUCCAGCUCUCAAACAGGACAUACUGCAAGAGUUGAAAGCAAUUUUCCAGUGCUCAGAGCCUGAAGAAAUCUGUGUUCCUGACCCUGUUACACCAUCAGACCAAGAAGAAAAACAAAAGGUGGUUGUUCAGAAACUUGGCAAGAGGAGAAAGGAGGAUAAAGAAGGAGAGAAAGCUGUGCCAGUGAAGAAGAUAAUUGGUGAUGGCACCAGAGACCCACUCCAGGCCUGCUCCUGGGUCUCACCAGCUACCGGCGUUCUGAUCAGUGACAGAAGCAUGGAGAUCCUCCGGUACCGACUGAUCGGGCCCUGGGCACACUGCGUCCUGACAGGCACCCUGAAAGCUGCUGCUCUGCAAACGGAGAUGGCAAAUUCAGAGACAGAACUGAAUAAGUGGUGGGUAGAAAACUGCAAGGACUCUGACAAAGUAUCUCUUCAUCAACGUCAAAGUGCUAUCUUUGAGCUUUUGGAAGGGCUCAGUUCACCGUCACAAGUGCCACCAGGCACGGUCCUGGGCCUCACUGUUGGAGAUCCUCGAGUCAAUUUGCCAAAAAAGAAGACAAAAGCCUUUCCAGACUCUGAGAAGUGCCAAGAUGUUGCUAAAGUUAGGCAGCUGUACCUGGAGGGAGUGCCUGUGGACUGUGCCCACAGCUUUAUCUGGGACCAGGACAUCUGUAAGAGUGUCACAGACACCAAAAUCUCCGAGCAGGAUUUAAACCACAUGAGAGCUGAAUUACUGGUACCUGGCUCACACCUUGAUUUGGGCCCUUCUGAAUCCAAGAUUCCCAUCCUGCUGGUGCAGCAGCCAGGGAAGAUGGCUGGAGAGGAUCGCCUGGGCUGGGGCAGUGGCUGGGAUCUCUGUCUUCCAAAGGGCUGGGGCAUGGCUUUCUGGAUUCCUUUUGUCUAUCGAGGCGUCCGAGUGGGUGGCUUGCAAGAGGCUCUGAAGCAUUCUGAGUACCAGAGAACUCCUCACACUCCAAAUGACUUCCCAGACUGCAGGGCAGGGAUGCAGUUUGCCAAAGAGCUGGAAGCUGAUCUGCUGGAGAAGUUCAAACGACGUCCACCUGCAAAAAGGGCAAAUUACGUCAAGCUGGGCACCCUGACCCCUUUCAUCUGCCCUUGGGGGCAGCUGACCAAGAACUGGGAAGGAAGAAUGAAAGCUUCAGGAGAAGUUGUACAUCCUUCUUCCCUACACGCUGAGCACCAGGAAAGGCACAGCUUUGGUGAGCCUAAAGCAGAAGUGGUCACAGAAGCUCCCUCUGAGAGUGGUGAGUUAGAGGAGACCAUGGAAGUAAGCUUGGAAGAUACCCUAAAGGGAAAGGAUGAUACAGGAACCCAGGACGUUGUGCCAGCAAGUGACUUCAUUGUCCUGAGGAGUGAGAAGCUGCUGCAGCAGCUGGCAGCCUGGUGCUACCCCACUGUGGGCAAGGACCGGCGCCCCCGCCUUGUUUCCCGCUUGGGGCAGAAGCAGAUGACUGAAGAGGUCUUUUUGCCCAUCCUGAGGAGCUACCCGAGGGCCCUGGUCUGGGUCAAGUUGUCUCUCUUGAGAAAGGGCAAUCCUGAGUUGCAUGCCAUGAUUUGCAUCCCGACAGAAGAUGACCUGCUGCAGCUGGGCAGGGACAGGCUCUACUGCGGUCCUCAGGAGCCCAGACAUCAGGACACCUUCAAGCACAGGAUACAGAAGCUGAGAGAGGAGAAGAAGACGACCACAAAGGCUCCAGAAGAUGAACCUGCAAGCAGCAUUCCAGAUAACACAACUGACAAGCAGGAAGACCUCAUUCUUGGUCUGUGGUCAGAUGCUCUCCCAGACGUCACUUCCCACUGCUCCAGAGCUCUGCUGGGCUAUGUGACUCGAGGGGAUUUCUCGCUGGCUGCUGGCUGUGGACAGGCUCUAGGCUUUGUGAGCCUGACAGGCCUGCUCUGGAUGCUGCACAGGCAGCCAGCAGCCAGCAAAGGGCUGGUUUUGGUAAGAACUCCAGCAUCUCUGCAGUACCGGUUUGCCAGGCUUACUAUUGAGGUGUAAGGAUCACUGCAAGGCAGCAGGGUGCCCAAAAGGUAACCACAGGAUGCCUGGUUUGUCCUCUGUGGCCUUUCUGAUAUGCCUCAAAGUGGAGGUGGCUGUGAGCCCCAGCAAUGCCUUGAGAGUGAUAAAACACUGGCAAAGCUCUGUGGUGUAGUUAAUGAAGAUGAUUAAUGCUCAACCAGAGCAAA
Messenger RNA from Pogoniulus pusillus (Red-fronted tinkerbird), 3235 nucleotides. It is a transcript of the gene POP1, whose product is annotated as POP1 homolog, ribonuclease P/MRP subunit. Gene Ontology annotation, cellular component: ribonuclease MRP complex; nucleolar ribonuclease P complex. Bases 63 to 3047 code for a protein of 994 amino acids. The record is from RefSeq and is a predicted model, not a curated record. The transcript is spliced from 15 exons. Gene Ontology annotation, biological process: tRNA 5'-leader removal. NCBI's taxonomy places the organism in Eukaryota, Metazoa, Chordata, Aves, Piciformes, Lybiidae.